Molecule: messenger RNA, 1437 nt
Organism: Vitis riparia (riverbank grape)
Lineage: Eukaryota; Viridiplantae; Streptophyta; Magnoliopsida; Vitales; Vitaceae
Product: GEM-like protein 4
Exons: 4
Coding region: 657-1295 (212 amino acids)
Source: RefSeq, a predicted model, not a curated record
CUGUUUAGUUUGGUAGUUAUGUUCAAUCUUGCUCUGUGAAACCAUUAAAAUAUCUUAUCUUUAAGCUUGUAAUAUGGUUGAUGUAUUGCCUUCUCAUUUCCCCUUUUUCAUAUAGAAUUAAAAGAGGUAUGGCGUCAGAAAGCUAAAAUACCAGCUCAAAAAGAGGCAUCUUCACAUACUCUCUGAGUCAGCUUAAAGAAAAGAAGUAAUACAUGGUGCUUGUUAGGAUUGAAUGAUUGAACUGCUGACCAAAUAUAUGUUAGGAUUUAUACAUGUCUAACCAUAAUUAACCAAAUACACUUUUCUUGGGAUCUCUUGGAGAAUUGAACAAAAGAAGAAUAGGUCUUUCUUACAAUAGCUUUUCAAAAAUGGCCGAACACACCGUCAUCUCAGACUGUUUCUGAGUAAGUUAUUUUUUUCAAAAAGUUCAUGUCUGUGCCUUUAUUCAUGUCGAUAGGCAAUGGAUGAGUCAUCAACUAAAAGUUAAACAUUCGCCCACCAUUUGUAUCCCUUUAAAUGCACCUGCAUUUUACUGGUUUUGAUCAACCUCAAAGCAUUUCUUCAAUCUCUUGAAAGUAGAGCAUUCCAGACUUGUUGCAGACAACUAACAAGGUAGCUGGAGAUAGAGAUACUGAAUUGUUGGCACUUCUAGAAAUAUGAAGAACCAACUCCAAGAACAGGUUAUUGGAAUCCCAGUCAGCUGCCAAUAUGAUAAGCCAUCUCCUUCAAAUGACUCUAGGGCAAUCAUCCCAAAAAAAAUGGAUUCAACCAAUUAUAGGAUGAACAAAAAUAAUAAGAAAUCAGACAAUUUUGUGGAUGGAGUUCGAGAGCAUGUGAGAUUAGGGCCUAAGUUCUCUGAAACUGUGAAGGGAAAGUUGAGCUUGGGGGCUAGGAUUCUUCAACUUGGGGGAGUGAAGAGAGUUUUCAACCAAAUUUUUGAUGUUAGAGAAGGAGAGAAACUAUUGAAGGCUUCCCAAUGCUAUUUAUGGACAACAGCAGGCCCUAUAGCAGGCCUCCUCUUUAUCUCUACUCAAAGGGUUGCCUUUUUCAGUGAAAGAUCAAUCAAAUUUUCUUGUCCAAAUGGUGAAUUGGUUAGAAUCCAUUACAAGGUCUCUAUCCCACUAAGAAAGAUAAAGAGAGCCAACCAAAGCGAGAAUGUGAAAAAUCCUUCUCAGAAGUACAUGGAAAUUGUUACCGUUGAUAACUUUGACUUCUGGUUUAUGGGAUUCUUGAAUUACCAGAAAACUUUCAGCUAUCUUCAAGAGGCAAUCUCUCAAGUGCAGAAUCCACUCUAGAACUGAUUCAAGUCAUAAGUUUACUCCCUCCCGCCUCAACAAAUGUAUUUACUUGAACCUGAUAAAGCUUUGCACAAUCAAAGGCUUUGUAUAAAUUUUUUUGUUAAUGAGAAAUUGAUCUCCAAUUCUUCAACCGCUUAUA